Molecule: messenger RNA, 2485 nt
Organism: Vitis riparia (riverbank grape)
Lineage: Eukaryota; Viridiplantae; Streptophyta; Magnoliopsida; Vitales; Vitaceae
Product: heterogeneous nuclear ribonucleoprotein 1
Exons: 5
Coding region: 413-1849 (478 amino acids)
Molecular function (GO): RNA binding
Source: RefSeq, a predicted model, not a curated record
CUGUCAUCUCCCCUUGGUCCUUCAAAUAUUCUUAGACCAGACACAGAGGAUUGCCAAUCUCUCUCUUUAUAUAUAUAUUUCUCUCUCACCCAUCUCAGCAACAAAAUUUUCAUUUCUUUUGAUUUAAUUAAGGGCAGUGGAAUAACCAAGGAAGAGAGAGAAAGGUAGAGAGAGAGGGGGAGAGAGGGAGGCUUUUAGGAGCACCUCCUCUGUUUUUCAUUAUUGUGAUGCCUCUUCUUAGAUCUUAGUUUCUCUCAUUUUCUCAUCUGGGUUCCUCCCAAAUGCGGUUCUGGAUUGGGUUUGAUUGGUGGAUGAGGGAUCCGAUAUUCCUGAAUUGGAUUUGAGGAUACCCACUACCUAUUUGAUUGAGAAGAGGCUACUGGGUUCUGACCAAAUUUCUAGAUAAGAAAAGAUGGAAUCAGAUCUCGGGAAGCUCUUCAUCGGUGGGAUUUCAUGGGACACAGAUGAAGAUCGUCUUAAGGAAUAUUUUAGAACAUAUGGAGAAGUGGUGGAGGCUGUGAUAAUGAGGGAUCGUACAACUGGUCGUGCUCGUGGCUUUGGGUUUGUCGUCUUUGCGGAUCCUGCUGUUGCUGAAAGGGUGGUUAUGGAUAAACAUACGAUUGAUGGUCGAACUGUUGAAGCAAAGAAAGCUGUUCCUAGGGAUGAUCAGCACCUUCUGAACAGAAACACCGGUAGCAUUCAUGGAUCUCCAGGUCCAGGACGUACUAAAAAGAUUUUUGUUGGGGGUUUAGCAUCCACCGUUACGGAGAGUGAUUUUAAGAAGUACUUCGAUCAAUUUGGUACAAUUAAUGAUGUUGUGGUGAUGUAUGAUCAUAACACCCAGAGGCCAAGGGGCUUUGGAUUCAUUACUUAUGAUUCUGAGGAAGCAGUGGAGAGAGUUUUACACAAAACCUUCCAUGAACUUAAUGGCAAAAUGGUUGAAGUCAAGCGAGCAGUUCCAAAAGAACACUCACCAGGACCCAGCCGGAGCCCUUUGGUUGGAUAUAACUAUGGUUUGGGUAGGAACAACAACUUCCUUAACAAUUAUGGUCAGGGAUAUAACAUGAGUUCAGUUGGAAGUUAUGGAAUCAGGAUGGAUGGUAGAUUUAAUCCAGUUGCUAGUGGUCGAAGUGGGUUUCCUCCAUUUGGUGCUCCAGGUUAUGGAAUGGGUAUGAAUUUGGAACAGGGGUUGAGCCCGAGCUACAGUGGGAAUUCUAGUUUCAGUAACAAUCCUGGAUAUGGACGGAUAUUGAACCCUUAUUAUAGUGGCAAUUCAAACAGGUACAGUACUCCUAUUGGGUAUAAUGCAGGUAAUGGAAGAAGCGAUUCCGUUUUAAACUCAACGCCUCGGAAUGUUUGGGGAAAUGGGAGCCUUAACAAUGCCACAAACCCUGCUAGUCCUGGUGCUUACUUGGGCUCUGGAGGUGGGAAUUUUGGAGUCUCAUUUGGAAAUGGUGGGGCAAAUUGGGGCUCUUCUCCUAUUCCAGCUCAAGGUGGUGGGAGUGCUCUGGGCUUCACCAGUGGAAGUCUCAAUUAUGGGAGUGGAGAUAGUAGCUAUGGGUUGGGAGGGGGAGGGUAUGGAAGAAACAGUAGCACAGGUGUAGCUGCAGCAUCAUCAUUCACCCCAUCAACUGGGGGUUAUGAAGGGUCUUAUGAGGAGUUGUACCGCAGCGGUUCAGUUUAUAAUGAUUCAACUUGGCGAACUCCCACAUCUGAGCUAGAUGGUCCUGGCUCAUUUAGUUAUGGACUGGGCAAUGCAGCUUCAGAUGUUACUGCUAAUAGUGCUGAGGAUUACAUUGGAAGUUAUAGUGUUGCAAAUAGACAAUCAAAUAGAGGAAUUGCUGCCUAGGAGAUUCGUAAUUUGGAUAUCUAAAAAGGUAAUUGUAGGUGAAGAAAAUCUGGUGAAACAGGUGAAGAGGACUGUGAAUUUCAUACAUCUCCCUCAUUAAUAUACUUCAGCUUAUAAAGGAAAUUGAUCAUAUAGAGCUAACGAGGGUUCUUGAUUUGAAGUAUACAAAGUCAGAGAGAAAGCAGUUUACAAGGGAUUUUGUGUAAGGUUUGAGAUUUGAAUUUUCUUCCUUAACUUAGGUUCGUUUCUUGGCAUUUGGUUGAGGUGUAAAAUCAGAUUGCGGGAUAUACUUGGAGAGAUUGUUUCCAAUUAUUGAAUCGUGCAUCUCUGGUGAGGCGUGCCACCGGUACUACAUUAAAUAGAGUUCUUAAUUUUUGAAUUUUUUUCCCUGCUGUAUUGUCCAGCAAACUUGCUGGUUCUUGUCCUUAUAUUUCCUUCUUUCCUUUCUGGGAUUUGAUUUUUCUCCAAGAUUGUAAGCGAGGUUCUGUUUGAUUUACUAGUGUGAAACAUUAGAGGGAUACCCAUCUAGGUUCCCUAUUAAAUAAGUUACUAAAUUUUCUGAUUCAUUUUCUGUUGGAAACUGUCUGUUCAACACGUUUAACCUUCAUUUAUAUAUGAAAUGGGUGUUUCUGGUUC